AACACUCCAAUUUCCGCCUCUGACUGUGUCCGUAUCUCCAAGCAAGGUUCAGGCUAUGUACUCGUGGUAUACUGGUCGCGGUAGAAGACAAACCUUGGUAGGAGCGUAUGCCUUGUCACUUCGUUCUUUAAUUUUGCCAAACCGUAAACUCGCUGGAAUACCUAAUGAGAGAUGCAAGUUAGUCGGUGACCCAGUUGUACGUGGGAAUAUUGGGCAGUGAUAAGAUAAGGUUGGCAGCCCUGCAGAGCCGAGGCGGGGUCAGCUGACCGCCACGAUGGCCGGCCCCGCGUACCGCGACGAUGGCCGCGUCACUUUUUGUGGCCACAUCAGUACAGUUGUGGUGCAGUGGUAUAAUUUGAAAGGGAGAGGAAAUUGGAGAUUUUCCACAACAUUGUGGACGGCACUUUGCAACUCUCGCCAGCUAUCUGGAGAUGAGCGGGAGCGGGAGUGGGAGCGGCGAGGCGGCAGCGCGGGAGGAGGACAGGGCAGCGGCGGACACAAUCGAUCAGCUGAACCACGGCCACCAUCGCCACAGCCACAGCCCGGGAAGUGUGAGCGUGUCUAGCGCAUGCGCAGAGGACAGCCAACCGCCAGCCGUGUACGGUUCCAGCAGACCGGGCAGCGCACACUCGGCGUCCACACUACUGCCGGGUAACUAUACAAUCGUACCGCGGGAUGUGUGCGACCUUCGCGUGACUGACGGGGAAGAGGGCAUGCAGAGACAGUACCUGGAGGAACGUAGAGACGAAGAAACCAUGAUUCUCCCCAACCAGAACUACCAGAGACGUGAAGGAUACCAGUUCAAGCCCAUGUACCAGGGAGUGUUCUCGCACGGGGGAGCCGAGGAGCAGCAGUACCACCAGGGGCUGCAGCAGUUCGCGUUGCCCGACUACCACGACAAGGAGGACGAGGGCAUGAUGAAGAGGGACGUGGAAGAUCACGAGGGACGCUACGAGGAUAUCCUGGAGUUGGGAGACAAGGUGCGGCGGAACCUGGACGUGUGCAGCAACACUUCUGGACGUUCGUCCGAGGGCAUGGAACACGGGACUCCGCCAGGUCUGGAGUACACGGACAACAAGGAGGGGUUGCUGGACCUGCACCUACCGCACCGAGAGAUACAGAGCAACAACUUCGUGCAUCUGGCGGCGGCACUACACUCGCCCUCGUCCACCCCUGGGGGUGGCGACACCGAGGAGGCGGCGGAGAUGUACGGAGCGGGAGGCGGCGAAGCGCUACACCGCCUUCAACCUGCCUACCACCCGCAGGAAGUCAUACAACAUUCCAACAACUACCAGUCCGGUAUUUAUGGGCAGCGAAGUGGUACAUAUACCAACCCUUCUAUACAACCGUACUUUCAGCCCACCAGUCCUUCCAGCCCGCAGAGCAUGUGGAACAACCAGGCAGCCGGAACAGAGGAGUACUCUCCUCCAACCAAAUACUCGACCUCCAGCUCUACCGCCCCGUCCAGCCUGCCCGCCUUCACCCAACGAUUCAACCCCUACAACGUGCCAGCGCGGCCCGCCACCACGUACCCGAGCGGUGCCAGCUACGGAGCCGCGGAGUCCUGGACCUCUCAGUACAGCCAGGACGGACAGUACAGCAGCGGGGGUCGCGCUCGCCCUAGCAUGGCUACUCACGGGUUCGGCAGUGCCGCCUCUCAACUCAGUGCCAUAGAGGAAGCGGAGUUCUACACCGAGGGGAGAGAGUGUGUCAACUGCGGCGCCAUAUCCACCCCUCUAUGGCGUCGCGACGGCACUGGCCACUACCUGUGCAAUGCGUGCGGCCUCUACCACAAGAUGAACGGCAUGAACCGGCCUCUGGUCCGACAACCCCGCCGGCUGUCUGCGUCCCGCCGCAUGGGGUUGACCUGCAGCAACUGCAGCACCAGUACUACAUCACUGUGGCGACGUAACACUAUGGGUGAGCCCGUCUGUAACGCCUGUGGUCUGUACUUUAAGCUACACGGUGUUAACCGACCUCUCACCAUGAAGAAAGACAGUAUACAGACAAGGAAAAGAAAACCAAAGGGCGGCUCUAAGAGCGAUAUGCCUAGUAAGCCCAUCAAAAUGGAGCACUCUGAUAAUUAUGGGGAGUGUCGGACCGGGACCAGUGUCGGAAGCCACGGACUAGGCUACUCUGCGCUGUAUGGGGCGGCGGGACACACCACGGCAGCGGGGCUGAACCAGUUCUACGACAUGGCGGUGGUGACCGGGACCAAGGUAGAGCCCCACGACGGAGACCAGAGUCCUCACAUCGUGAGUCUGGCGGGAGCUAAAGCUGAGCGGCCCAGUGUUGUCUCAAUCUCCUAGACACCCCAAGGACAGUGACAGUGACAGAUCAACUGUAGAAGAUUGUUUUAGUUUCAACUUUUCCUCAAAGGUUAUAAGUCCGGUCAAUAAUUCAGAUAGGAUCUUAUUGUAGAAAAUUUAUUUUAAAAAAUAUUCGAUUUAUAAAAUUAGUUGUGUUUGGAACAUAUUUACACUGUUCCAAAUUCCAAUACCUUGUAUACUGUAGUGCCAGUAAACGUUUAUACCAUUACAAUUUUUGGAACAGUGCAGAUAUGUUAAUAGUUACAAAAUGUUUUAUAAAAUAAGUUUUCUAUAAAAUACUUCAGUUUUCCGUUAUCAUGUAUCUAGAAAAAUAGAUAUAGUUAUUAUACCUAAAAAGUAAUACAUUUAAUCUAAUAAUAAUAAUUUAUUUGAAAAUGUGAUGUUCAUAAAUUAGUUUAAAUGUACGUAUUCUUUCCUAAAGAUAUAUUUUAUCAUAGAAGAAAUUUAAUUUAUUUAUUAUUUAAAGUAAAGUACUCAACUGUCUUUACAUCAAUAUAUUGUUGUGUAAUGUAAUACAGAAUAGUGAUUGUAAUGAAAGAAAUUGAGAACAACUACAAAUUUAAAUAUAAAGUUGAAACUACAGUGUAGUGGUGAAAAACACGUUAUUUAUUCAUUUGAUGAUGAUUGAUGGCUGACGGAUAGAACUUUUAGGCAUACUGUGGUGCAAUACAGUAGCAAAAAGCAAUGGUUCAGUUUAAUUUAGUUAUUUCUAAUAUAUGUUCUUUAAUAAUUUAAUGUAAAGUGUUAUUCCUGUAAAUAAAUAAUACAUAUGAAAUCAAUUUUGUAGACUGAAUUUUUAAUAUAAGUUUUGUAAUAUAAUGUGAACAAGUUAGUUGUAAAUAUGUAAAAAAGAGGUUUUGAAAAUUAUAUAAAAUCAUAAGUUGUGUUACCAAAAUGUGACCAAAGUUAAUUUUGAGUCCAGUUUAUUUGGUUAUAGUGCUUAAAAGACAUUUUUAUAAGUUUUCAUAUUAUUUUUCUGUUGUAGUUUUAGUUUGUUUACCACGUUUUGUGUAAUUUCACUUAGUUGUAAUAUGUAAUGAAUAUAUAUAAAUGAACAUUUUAUGACUACUAUAAAACGUAGUGUUACCCUGCAAGGCAGUCAUACAGUCAUGUCAUGUAGCUUUUUGGUGCUGAGGAAACCCUUUGAAUGAUCUCAUUCGUUUAUAGACAUUUGUUGAAAUUGGUUGCCUUCUUGCAUUCUAAAAAACUAUACCGGUACUAAAUAUUUAAUGAACUAUUAAAAAUUUGUUUAUUUACUGUAACUCUUAAGGUGCCUGAGAGCUCAAGGGUCCCAGAAAAUUCAAAUUGUUCUAAAUUGAAAGAAACAUGGACACUAAUAAUGUUUAGCUGCAAUACAGUUUCAGGUUUUUGUUGAAAUGGUAAUUUUUAAUAUCUACAGAACACUUUUUCAAUUGUCAUCUUUUAAGUACCGGUAGCAUCUUUCCAAAAAUGGGUUAUGUGUAUCUCUAAAUAUAUGACUGACCUAGCAGAUCACCUAUUGUAAGACUUACCAUCUCUUGCCACUGGAAACAUUCCAUUACUCCAUUGUACAGUGACUGUGGUACAUUUACAUUCCAAGUUCACUCACCAGUCACCAGUGACCACUUCCAUUAGUCAAUGACUGUUACAAAUUUAUUGUUAGAUGUAGUAUGAUGCUUCGGUGCAGUAUGUUGGCAGUGGCAUAAUCAGAACAAGGAAUCUCAUCAGCCAUAUUUCUUGCAAAAAAAUGGAAUUGUCAAUUAAUCAAUUAGUACGAUGAUUUAUUGUGUUCUGAUUCAGUUGUAGCCAAAAAAAACUUUGCUGGCUAUUUUUUCUUUAUUUGAAUACUUUAGCUGAAGUAAUUUAUAUGGAGUCUUGUUCUUUCCUAUAAUAAAUUUAAGUUAGGUUCAUAAAUGGCAGUAUAUAUUUUUAAAUAAUUAUGCUUGUUUCAUUUGUAAAAUAUGAAAUUCUAAUAUAUUUUAUCUUCAUAAAUCCUUUAUGGGCUUUUGCACUCUUAUAUUAGGAAGUUAUUUUUUAUUAAAAUAUUUAAAAAAUGUAACAUAUUAUUGUAUUGAGUAUGAUGGACACAUUAUGGCUGUGAGUGUGUCUUUUCAUGACAAAUGAAACAAUAACAAUAUGAAAAUUUUUGUUUAGUUUUGUAUUAGAUUUAAUUUUCAAUUCACACUUUCAUUAUUAUAUUUGAUGUUACUCUAUAGCUAAUUUUGUUUUAUUUUAGUUAUAAAGGUACUAAAAAAUUCGUAAAUUAAAUUCUCAUUGUUCUUAAAGUUUAAAAAAAUGUUGUAUACCUUUCAUUGUUAGUGCCUUUUUGUCCAUCUUAAUAUUUUAAAGCAUUAACAGUGAUUAAAGUAAUUACCUUAUUCAUUAUGCAAACUGUAGUUAAAAGACAGUGAUUAGUUUGGCCAAAUAAAUGUUUUACCAAAUUAAUUGUAGUUUGAAUUGGGUAUCAGCUUUUGCUUGUUCACAGUGUCAAUUUUAAAAAGCCCUUAAUUGAUUUUUAAGAUAAAAAUAAUUUAAAAUUGUAAUUAAUCUAUACGCAAUCUAGAAAUUCAAUAUUAUUUUCUGGGGAAAUAUAGGAUUAAAAAUAUAAACUACGACGCAAUGUAAUACAAUAACAUUGCGUAGUAUAUUACUGUGUUGAUUAAUUAAUAUAAAAAAUUAGAGUUGCUCCAAAGAGAAUCAAAAUAUUAAUAUAUUUCAAAAAAUUGCAGCAGACAGAUUCUUUGUGGCCAGCCAGUGUGUGCUACAGUUGUCUCAUUAUUGUUGUACAUAGCUCUAGCCUAGUGUGUAGGGUAGGAGAUGUUUGUAACAUCUGACAUGUACGAGUGCUCUAGUUCAGCUGUCCAUCCCCUCAACGUGGGGGAGAACUGUACAUUCUAUACACUGUAUAUUGUAAAUUCGUUCAAUUUAUCUCAUUUACUUUUAAGCAAAACAAUGUUUUGUUACAUAUUUGUCAAAUUAUAAAAAAUGGAGAAAUAUACAAUAUAAUUUUCAAAAUAUUGCA
Messenger RNA from Homalodisca vitripennis (glassy-winged sharpshooter), 5331 nucleotides. Its product is annotated as GATA-binding factor C-like. The record is from RefSeq and is a predicted model, not a curated record. Gene Ontology annotation, molecular function: DNA-binding transcription factor activity, RNA polymerase II-specific; zinc ion binding; RNA polymerase II cis-regulatory region sequence-specific DNA binding. NCBI's taxonomy places the organism in Eukaryota, Metazoa, Arthropoda, Insecta, Hemiptera, Cicadellidae. The coding region runs from base 432 to 2309 and encodes 625 amino acids. The transcript is spliced from 8 exons. Gene Ontology annotation, biological process: cell fate commitment; positive regulation of transcription by RNA polymerase II; negative regulation of transcription by RNA polymerase II.